AUGAUAAUUACUACAUCAAAUGAUGAAGAUAAAAAAACAAAUGUUUUCGUUGAAUUGGCAGCAGGAUCAUUUUCAGGAGCACUUACAAGAUUUAUAGUUGCACCAUUGGAUGUUGUAAAGAUUAGACUUCAAUUACAACGUACGCAAUUAAAUAAUAAUAGUAAUAAUAAUAAUAAAAUUAUUGGUAAAGAAAAUGUGAAUUAUAGAGGUAUAAUUAAUACAAUGAGUAAGGUUAUAAGGGAGGAGGGUAUUAGAUCAUUAUGGAAAGGUAAUUUUAGUGCAGAGUUAUUGUGGGUGACCUAUGCAGCAAUUCAAUUCUCAACAUAUAAUGAAAUUAUUGGAAUUCUCGACCCGGAAUAUCGUAAACAUCAACAAAGAACUGAUAAAGAUAAACCAAAUUAUAAACCAUCUUCUAGUAUUACAAUGAUUGGUGGCGCAAGUGCUGGUAUACUAUCAACUAUCGUUUCAUAUCCAUUCGAUAUCAUUCGUACCAAUAUUGUAAAUAAUCAUAACAAAACUAAUUUCAAACAAACUUUUAAAACAAUCAUUGCACGUAAUGGUGGUUAUUCAAAUUUAUUCAGUGGUAUAAAUUCAUCACUUUUCCAAAUUGUACCACAAAUGGGUUUUCAAUUCACAUUUUAUGAAACUUUUAAAUUCAUUUCAAAUAAAUAUACUUCUUCUGUAAAUAAUAAUAAUAAUAAUCCUUUAAAUCAAUUUACUUGUGGUUUACUUUCUGGUGCAAUUUCAAAGUUUUUAGUAUUACCAUUUGAUGUAGUUAAAAAGAGAUUACAAGUGAAUGAAAAAGUUGGAUAUGGAAUGAAAUCAUGUUUUAGAGAUUUAUAUUUUAAUGAAGGAGGUGUAAAAGCUUUCUUUAAAGGUGGUACACCUGGAAUUGUGAAAGCAGGUUUGGCUGCUGCUUUAUCUUUUACAUUUUUUGAACAAUCUAAAAGAAUAUUAUUAAAUAAACAAUGA
Molecule: messenger RNA, 972 nt
Organism: Dictyostelium discoideum AX4
Lineage: Eukaryota; Evosea; Eumycetozoa; Dictyosteliales; Dictyosteliaceae
Gene: mcfK
Product: mitochondrial substrate carrier family protein
Exons: 2
Coding region: 1-972 (323 amino acids)
Biological process (GO): transmembrane transport
Cellular component (GO): mitochondrial membrane
Source: RefSeq, a predicted model, not a curated record